This is a messenger RNA of Dermacentor andersoni, 1521 nucleotides long. RefSeq names its product gastrin/cholecystokinin type B receptor-like. Gene Ontology annotation, molecular function: neuropeptide receptor activity. Gene Ontology annotation, cellular component: plasma membrane. The record is from RefSeq and is a predicted model, not a curated record. NCBI's taxonomy places the organism in Eukaryota, Metazoa, Arthropoda, Arachnida, Ixodida, Ixodidae. Gene Ontology annotation, biological process: neuropeptide signaling pathway.
GAUGGGAAAGGGCGACGACGCGCUCGGACAUCGCCGUAGCCCUGCUUUGACGCACAGUUUUGCGCGCCGCGUCACUGUGAAGACGUUCGCUCCACCGUCAGCCACCGCACUGCUUCAUCAGGGCGUUUGUGGAUCUUUAUAUCGGCGAUGCGUCCGGAGUUAACGCUAAUGCCGAAGGACGGUUCUGACAAAACGUGAAGCUAUAGGCAUCAACGUUCCUUUUUUUUUCCCGCAAUGGAUACGUACAAUUAUUCCUUCGAUAACAGCUCCUCAAGCAAGCAGGAGAAGCCGACGGCCGCCAUCUGGUGGCAGUCGGAGGAGGCGGUCCUGGUGGCCCCGUACACCAUCAUACUUCUACUCGCCGUGCUCGGUAACGGCUUGGUCAUCCUGACGCUGGCCAUCAACCAGCGCAUGCGCACCGUGACCAACCUCUUUCUUCUCAACCUGGCCGUUAGCGACCUGCUCCUCGGCGUGUUCUGCAUGCCCUUCACCCUCGUGGGAGUCCUGCUCCGCGAGUUCGUCUUCGGACAGCUCAUGUGCAAGCUCAUACCUUACCUGCAGGCGGUGUCGGUGUGCGUGUCCGACUGGACCCUGGUGGCGGUGUCGGUGGAACGCUACUACGCCAUUUGCCAGCCCCUGCGCUCGCGAGCAUGGCAGACGCCCCGUCACGCGCAGCGCACCGUGGCGGUGGUGUGGGCCGUCUCGCUUCUCCUCAUGCUGCCCAUCGCGCUGCUCAGCGAGCUCAGGCCAACCAGAGACUCUGCCAAGAUGAAAUGCCGAGAGGACUGGGGAGAAGCCCUGUACGAAAGACUGUUCACGCUCUUCCUGGACGUGCUGCUGCUGGUGCUGCCGCUCGUCGUCAUGGUGGCCACGUACGCGCGCAUCGCGGUCACCCUGCACUCGGCCAUGCAGCAGCAGCAGACCACAGCGACCACUGGCUCACCGCUCAAAAACGGCUCGCCGUUCGCGGCCGUGCACCCGUCUCAGCCCGAGCCGGGCACGUCGCUGCGACUGCAUCGGGGCGCCACCAUACGAUGGCACCCGCGGGACCCGGACCGGUCGCUGGCCACCAAGCAGCGCAUCAUACGGAUGCUAUUCGUGGUGGUGGUCGAGUUCUUCGUCUGCUGGACGCCGCUGUACGUGCUCAACACGGUGUCGCUGUUCCAGCCGGAAGCCGUGUACUACGGGCUCGGCUAUCGAGGCAUCUGCUUCCUGCAGCUGCUGGCGUACGCCUCCUCCUGCUGCAAUCCCAUCACAUACUGCUUCAUGAACAGAACCUUUCGCGUCAGUUUCCUCGCGCUGUGUCGUCGAAGUUGUUCGCAGCGCAAGCAGGGUCCGGGCAAUGUGCGCAGUUUGGAAAAGCAGGAUUUUGUGUACGUUCUGGGUCGCGAAGUGACGUAAUUGCCGCCAUUUUUCUCGACGAUCCAAAGUACGAAGAAAGUAACUUUGUCGCACAGAGGAACAAAAUCUUCGGUAAUGAACAAGCGCGCACAAUUGAUAAGAAGAUAGUGGGGGGGGGGG